Rotaria sp. Silwood2 is the source of this 855-nucleotide messenger RNA. NCBI's taxonomy places the organism in Eukaryota, Metazoa, Rotifera, Eurotatoria, Philodinida, Philodinidae. The record is from the annotation of a GenBank genome assembly.
AUGACAGCUUUUACUAUUGUACCUAUACCAAUUGAUAGAAUUUCGAUUAUAGAAUAUGGUAACGAAGAUUUCAUUGAAAUACAUUUGGACGAACGACUUUAUGUAGGAGAAAAUAUUCAAUUAUGUAAAGUAUGCGAAAACAAUAAUGAUAGUAGUAUGGUAAUUGAAAAAAAUUACAAAAUAUUUCAUGAUGCUGAUCAAUGUAUAGAUUUCAUUACGUCAUAUGAAUGGCGAAAAGUGUUUCUUACACUUACUGAUAAAUUUAGUUAUCUACUCGAAUUAAUUCAUGAUCUACCACAAGUUGUCUUUUUCUACAUUUAUUCAACAUCACUCUCAAGGAUAUCAUAUAAAACAGAACAAUUUCCAAAACUACGAAUGAUUGUCCAAGAAAAUUCAUCCGAUGAGAAUAAUCAAUUAUUGGAAGAUAUUAAAACAUUUAAACGAGAUUUAAUGCCAAUGAAUGUCGUCAAACCUAUUAAACGAAAAACCAAACUUUUGAUACAGGAAGCAUUCGAUGCCGAUGAAUAUUCGAUCAGUUGGUUACAAGACAAUGAAUGUACUACAACAAUUGAUACCUCACCCAUAUCAAAUAUUAUAAAUUCAUUAAAGAUAUUUUUCAGUCUCAAUCAAUGUAUUGAAUUUAUCAAGUCAUGUAAUGAUACACGCAUAUUUUUUAUUUCAACACAUUCGAACAGUGAUAUGAUCGUAGAACAAAUCUUCGAUUAUUCGCAAAUCAUUGCCAUUUAUAUACUGCAUACUCAGCAAGAACUAGUGGAAAGUCCACCACUUUUCAAUCCCAAACUACAUGGUAUCUAUUCUAACAUUCAGAAUUUAGCCGAAGCAGUAUCCAAAUAA